AAUAAAAUAAAGUCGGUGAUCGGAAACCCGAAUUACAACCUCCGCCACCCCUUCUAUUUUUAUCCUAAUCUCUUUCUUCCCUCUUUUUAUUUUCUCUCUCUUCUCAAUUCACCGGAAAAAAACCCUAAUUUCUUCCCGGAAAAUUUCGCGAAUUUGCCAACAAUGGCGACUGCAUCAGUGGCAUUUAAGUCGAGGGAAGAUCAUAGGAAGCAGUUAGAAUUAGAGGAAGCUAGGAAAGCUGGGCUUGCACCAGCUGAGGUUGAUGAAGAUGGAAAAGAAAUUAAUCCUCACAUUCCACAGUAUAUGUCUUCUGCUCCUUGGUAUCUUAAUUCAAAUAAACCUAGUUUGAAGCAUCAAAGGAAAUGGAAAUCGGACCCUAAUUAUACGAAAUCAUGGUAUAAUAGAGGUGAGAAGGGUUUUCAGGCAGAGAAGUAUAGGAAGGGUUCUUGUGCAAAUUGUGGCGCCAUUACUCAUGAUUCAAAGUCAUGCAUGGAUCGACCUCGAAAAGUUGGAGCGAAGUGGACAGGGAAACACAUUGCACCAGAUGAAAUAAUAGAGGAGUUUGAGCUUGAUUUCGAUGGGAAACGUGACAGAUGGAAUGGUUUUGAUCCUGCAAGUUAUGCCUAUGUUGUUCACAGAUAUGAGGCGAAAGAGGAAGCGAGAAAAAAAUACCUGAAGGAACAACAGUUGAAAAAGCUCGAAGAGAAGAACAAAACAGGUGAGGAGGGUGAGCCUAGUGAUGAUGAUGAUGAGGAUGAUGAUGAGGAUGCUUUGAAGGUUGAUGAGGCCAAGGUUGAUGAGAGUAAGCAAAUGGAUUUUGCAAAGGUUGAAAAACGUGUUCGUACUACCGGUGGAGGAAGUACUGGAACUGUAAGAAAUUUGCGUAUACGAGAGGAUACAGCCAAAUAUCUGUUGAAUCUUGAUGUUGAUUCGGCCUACUAUGAUCCUAAAACUCGGUCCAUGCGUGAAGAUCCUAUGCCUGAUGCUGAUCCAAAUGAGAAGUUUUAUGCUGGGGAUAAUCAAAACCGGCUUAGUGGUCAAGCUUUGGAAUUCAAGCAGAUUAAUUUGCAUGCUUUUGAGGCUUAUGAUAAGGGGCAGGAUAUGCACAUGCAAGCAGCUCCAUCCCAAGCCGAAUUACUUUACAAGAACUUCAAGGUUAAUAAAGACAAGUUGAAGUCCCAGGUGAAGGACACCAUAAUGGAGAAGUACGGCAAUGCUGCUACAGAAGAGGAUAUUCCACGAGAACUUUUACUUGGUCAAAGUGAAAGACAAGUUGAAUAUGAUCGUGCGGGUCGGGUAAUUAAGGGGCAGGAGACUGCACUUCCCAAGAGUAAAUAUGAAGAAGAUGUGUACGCCAAUAAUCACACAAGUGUUUGGGGAUCAUGGUGGAAUGAUUUUCAAUGGGGAUACAUAUGCUGCAAGCAGACAAUUCGAAACAGCUAUUGUACAGGCGCUGCAGGAAUUGAGGCUGCAGAAGCAUCAGGAGACCUGAUGAAAGCUAACAUUGCCCGCAAAGAAGAAUCUGAAGAAAACCCAGCGCCUACGGAGGAGAAAAAGCUGGCUACUUGGGGUGCAGAGGUGCCAGAGGAUUUGGUUCUGGAUGAAAAGAAACUUGCUGAAGCCCUCAAAAAGGAGAAUAUAAGGAAGAAAGAAGAGAAGGACGAAAGAAAACGGAAAUACAACAUUAGUUAUGACGACAAUGUGACACAGGAAGAGAUGGAAGCCUACAGAAUGAAGAGGGUUCACCAUGAUGAUCCUAUGAAAGAUUUCCUGUGAGGUUGCUCUUAUAAAAACCUUUCAGAAACACAAGCUUAGAACAUUUAGUUAAACUGCAGUUUGGUUGUAUCUUGUGGACUUCCAUACUAGUAUCGGACAUGCAUUGUGUUGACAAAAGCAGCAUUGCACGUAUGAUGUGAUUAGUUGAUAAUUAGAGCAAUGAUAAGUCGUCUAUGGAAGGGUUUGCUUUUGAGUAACCCCUCUUAGUGUAAAUACUCAAGUGCUGAUAAUUUAUGCUGUUUAUCUUCUUGUAUUGGAAGAUUUAUUGUUGCUGUGCUAUUUGCGAAUAUAUGUGGAAUACUGGUCUUUUCUUUUUGGGGUACAAUAUAUCCCUAAUAGUACCUUGCGAUAUAUUAUACAUUUGAUCAUUUUUUUUGGCUUAA
Messenger RNA from Beta vulgaris subsp. vulgaris (sugar beet), 2159 nucleotides. RefSeq names its product pre-mRNA-splicing factor SLU7. Gene Ontology annotation, biological process: mRNA splicing, via spliceosome. The transcript is spliced from 9 exons. The record is from RefSeq and is a predicted model, not a curated record. NCBI's taxonomy places the organism in Eukaryota, Viridiplantae, Streptophyta, Magnoliopsida, Caryophyllales, Amaranthaceae. The coding region runs from base 163 to 1776 and encodes 537 amino acids. Gene Ontology annotation, molecular function: pre-mRNA 3'-splice site binding. Gene Ontology annotation, cellular component: spliceosomal complex.